Molecule: messenger RNA, 852 nt
Organism: Cicer arietinum (chickpea)
Lineage: Eukaryota; Viridiplantae; Streptophyta; Magnoliopsida; Fabales; Fabaceae
Source: RefSeq, a predicted model, not a curated record
UGAAACAUUAUAUACCAACAUCUCUGACAUGCAUAAAGUAUCAGACUAGGCCUAGUAAUUUUCAUUUCAUAACAUUUAGCUCGAAGAAUUUCUCAAGGAGCUUGAUAUAGAAAAAUAGGUAAGAAGUGAAAUUUUGUUACAAGCAUGGAGGAAGAUCAUAUGAGAGAGCCAUUGUUGGAGAAGCAGUACUUUAAGGAUUGCCCUGGUUGUAAAGUGGAACAAGCCAAAGAACUUAAUCAAGGAGUAUCCAUUACAAAUCUUUUGAUUAUUUGGAUGGUGGUCAUAUCUGCUACAUUACCUGCAUCAUCUCUCUUUCCAUUCCUUUAUUUCAUGGUACGGGAUUUCAAUGUUGCAAAAGAAGAGGCUGAUAUUAGCUAUUAUGCUGGUUAUGUUGGAUCUUCAUUCAUGCUUGGAAGAUCUUUGACAUCAGUAUUCUGGGGAAUGAUUUCCGAUCGUUAUGGUCGAAAACCUGUUAUAAUUUUAGGGAUCAUCGCAGUUGUAAUAUUCAACACACUAUUUGGUCUUAGUACUAGUUUUUGGAUGGCUGUUAUAACGAGAUUUCUUCUUGGAAGUUUAAACGGUGUGCUUGGACCAGUAAAGGCCUAUGCUACUGAACUUUUCCGAGAAGAGCAUCAAGCUAUAGGACUUUCUACUGUUAGUGCAGCUUGGGGCAUAGGUUUAGUCAUUGGUCCAGCAUUGGGUGGAUAUUUGGCUCAGCUUUGUAAAUGGAAGAGUGAGAUUGAUGCCACGAUCCACUAAGAUUUAGGUGCUGUUGUUUUAAUUCGUAGAUAAGAUUCAGGAGUUUGAAUGUCAUACUUUUCAUUUUGACUAUAAAAUAAAAAAUUGCAACUU